Megalobrama amblycephala (Wuchang bream) is the source of this 2571-nucleotide messenger RNA. RefSeq lists its product as uncharacterized. Lineage: Eukaryota; Metazoa; Chordata; Actinopteri; Cypriniformes; Xenocyprididae. Bases 402 to 2225 code for a protein of 607 amino acids. The transcript has 3 exons. The record is from RefSeq and is a predicted model, not a curated record.
CAGUUUUAUCAUUCUUGCAAUUGCAUGCCAUUACUAUGUGGUUGUUGAAACACACUCAAAGAAACAUAAACACCGCACCAAAGCAAUUCAUCCCAUUACCGGAAGGACGCGCACGCCGUGGACAGCGCUGUCAUCCGGGGCGGAGGAGGGAGCUGCAGCAAUCGCGCCCCCUUCUGGAGCUCCUCAGAACUACCAUUAAGCGAUUCGAAAUGGGGCUACGUGAAGGUGAAAACAACUCUACAACUCUACAACUGAGGGGCAGUCUUACAGGCUCCAGAUCUAUAGCAGACACACCCUGGCCCUGCUGUAAAGUACAGCCUCCUCCUGUAUAAAUAAUCGUCCAAGAGAUGUGAAAGAUGCAGAGGCUUGUCUACUGAGCACCUUCAAUCUCAGAUUUUGCCAUGGGUGCCAUGAGACUCUGCUUCCUUCUCUUCUGCCUCUUCCUGGUGAGCGUCUCUUCUGUGAGAAAACUUAACAAUAUUGAUGACUUGAGAAACAGUGGCUAUGGAAGACCUCGUCCACGUCAUGGACUCCAAUUAAUUUUCUGGUUUGCCCAAAGAGUGGUUGUUGAUCAAAACAACAAUCGUUUCAGUUUGAAUUUUAAUCCUAUUGAAGACGUCUAUGGAUUUCAUUUGUUUCGAAAUAGAGAGGUCAUUCUUCCCUCAUUGAGCUCCAGGCAGAGUUACUAUUCUGUUGGUAAUCUAAAUUAUCGUCAUGCUAAUGCAUUGCCGGAGUAUGUGCGGAGGUUUUACAGAAACAACAAUUUACCAGAAAGAAACAUGGACAGGCUUAUGAUCUCUUUGGAAGAAAACAGUUCAUACAGGACAUCCAGGGUGUUUGUUACAGCACAUAACCGAAACAGGAAUGACUUUAAUUCUUUGGAGACUUAUGAGAUCGAUCCUGCACUGAUCUUGCAGAUCAGACAAACUUAUCCUUGCAAUAAUUAUGUUAUUUCCAGCACCUCAAACCAUGAUGAUGAAGAUGAUUAUACAGAAGAAGAAAGAUGCAGUCAGUUUUUGACAGCGACAGGGUAUAGCAGCAACACCUGUAAAAACCCGAACAACCGUCGAAAGAAACGCUCACCCUAUCCCCAGUGCAAUGCAUAUGAGGAAAUUAAACUACAGAUUAAAACAACUACACAAGGUUACUCGAAACUUAUAUGGGAGAAUGUACCUGCUGACAUAAUGAAAAACCAUAAGUAUGUAUACAUUGAUAUUUGCCAAAACACUUAUUCCAGUGAUCCUAAUCAAGAACCUACACAGGUCAGGAAAACAUCUUUUCUAAUUCAUGAAUCAUCUGGGGCUUUAGAUACUUCUGUCUCCCUGAAUGAUGGUCUCCAACCCCGACUGCGACUGUACACAUCACGUUCGAAUUAUUAUUUUACCGAACCAUACUUUUGGUAUGGACCAGAGUUUGAUGGAGCUAACAAAGUGAUCCCCAUUAGAAUAAAAGGGUUUGAUGCUAGCCUGCAACUCUAUGCUAAACAUGGCAAAGCCUGUGCUCGACUCUACAUCAAAAAAACCUUCAGUGACUGGAAGAAUGUUCUUUCCUACUCAUGGGUUGGGUUCUACAAAAAUUCACAAGAUAAAAAUGAUGGCUAUGACACAUAUCAAUAUGCUGUAAAUUUUGCAAUGAUUGACAACACUACCAUAAAGAAUUAUGAUAUUUACCAGUACGAUUCCAGUUUGGCUAUGGCUCCUGGCGUUCAAAUCCGCUUCCUGCUGGACAAAAAAUAUAACAAAGUUUUAGCACGAACUACGCCCUGGGAGAGGGAUGAAAAAGUGACAUCAGUUUGUGACAAAGGGAAUCUUCAGCCUAAACCCUCAUCAACCUGGUCUUAUCCAGAAUUCUUUUAUGAACCAGAGUUCUAUGAUGCUAACAAUGUCCUCCCUAUUAAAAUACAGAAUGAUGCUGGUCUGCAGCUCUUCACCAAAGAUGGUAAAGCCUGUGCUCGGCUUUAUAUCAAGAAGUCCUUCACAGACUGGAAAACUACCUUCUACUACUCAUGGGUGGGGUUUUACACUAGUUCACAAGAAGCACAUAAAUAUUACAGCACAUAUCAAUAUGCUGUGAAUUUUGAAAAGAUGGGGGAUAGUACCAAAAAUUUUGAUGUUUAUCAGUUCAAGUCUGAAUUGGCUAUUGCACCCGGAGUACAGAUCCGUUUCCUGAUGGACAAGAGCUAUGAUAAAAAAUUAGUGGAAACUGAGCCCUGGAAGAGUGGAUAAAAACUCACUAUUAAUAAAUCAGAUUAUGACAAACCAUAAAAGCUUUAAAGCAGGAUAAUAUCGUUCUAACAGUCUGAGCUCAUCCAAUCUUAUAUGUUAUGAUUUUUAACAAUCUGCUGUCUGUGUCCUGAUAAGAAUGACAAUUAUUACAUUAUUCUAACAUUACACUGUUAAUCACAGAUCUCUCUAAUAUACUGUAUCUUAAUUUGUUAUUAACAAAAUAAUUAUUCUAAAUGAUGUAAAAUGUUAACAGUAAUCUUGCCAUUUACAUUAUUAUAAAAUAUUAAAUUUUAUUGAACAAUAAUGUGACAUAGCCUUUCUUUGCUUGUUUUAUACAGCUUAUUAA